Molecule: messenger RNA, 2016 nt
Organism: Cetraspora pellucida
Lineage: Eukaryota; Fungi; Glomeromycota; Glomeromycetes; Diversisporales; Gigasporaceae
Source: the annotation of a GenBank genome assembly
GAUAAACUCACUUCAGAUGAUAAGCAAUCUUUGGAGAUUGAAGCCAAUAAAUUUUUGAUGAUGCCACAAAAGAUAGAAAUGCUAAUUGAUAAAGUCAAUAGUUUUUUUAAACCGGAGAAUCAAUUAACUUUAAUGGAUAUAAACGUCUUAAAUGUAGCAGCUAAUCAAUUUUUGGCUUUAAGGCAUAAAAAAACUUGGAAGCUUCUGAAGAUGGCGAUAAAUAAAUUCUUCGCCUCAUCCAAAGAUGAAAGAGAAAGAGUACUAAAAAAUGAAAUCAGAAAUUUUAUGAAAACCCCACUUUCCGUGGAAAACAAACUAUCUUUGGAGGGUAAACAGUUCAUAGAGAGUAAAUUGAUAGCAGACAUAACAACUUUGGAAAAAGUUUUGGAAAAAGCAUCAAUUUUGGGAAAAGCCUUGAAAGAAGAAAUUUUUGAAAAAAAUGCCAAAGAACUCCUGAAUUUAACAGCUAAAGAAAAUUUGGAAACAGCAGUAAAUAAACUCAUAACCUUGAAGCGUAAAAGUGUAUUGUUGAUAUUAGGUAGUGGAGGCACGGGUAAAUCGACGUUUAACCGGUAUCUUGCUCGUCUUCUAUGGGAAAAAUACAAACAAGACAUGACGCAACCCGUCCCUUUAUUUAUCGCAUUAGCGCCAUUAGAAAGAUUUAUAAAUAAAAAUCAGGAUUUUAUUGAAGCUUACUUACAGGAAAAAGGCAAACUAUCCACAGACCAAAUUAAUGAAUUACGGAAAAGGAAGUUUGUAUUUAUUUUAGAUGGUUAUGAUGAGAUUGCUGAACGUGAUCGGCAUUGCUAUGACAGCAAUAUGUUCUCUAACUGGAUAAAUGCGAAAAUUAUCAUUAGUUGUCGACCAGAAUACCUAAAUAAAGGCUAUGAAGAAAUAUUUUGGCCUAAGAAAACCGGAAAAAGAGGGUUCCAAGAACUGACACUUACACCAUUUUCGCGGACUGAAAUAGAACAAUAUAUAAACAAUUACGUUCAUCAUUUCAAGGAAAGUAAUUCAUCACUAUGGGACGCAGACAAAUAUAUACAAAAAAUAAACGAUAUACCACAAAUAAAAGAUCUUGUGUGCAAUCCUAUUCUAUUAAAAAUUACUUUGAAUGUUUUACCAGGUAUUCUCAUAGACAAAGAAUCAACUCAGAUAAAUCAUAAAGUUUUAUAUGAUGAAUUUAUUAAAAAAUGGUUUGAGCGUGCUUACGAUCGUUUAAAAAUCAUUCAAUUGAAACCUGAAGAAAGAGAAGAGUUCAAUCAUUUAAAUAAUGAUUUUACUGAGCACUGUUUAGAAUUUGCCUUCAAGAUGUUUAUAGAUAAUAAUAAAGUAGUUGUUGACUAUAAUUUAGAAAAUAAGGAGAUCACGUCUGACUGGGCGACGCUUUUAGGAGAUCUAAAUGUGAAAUAUCGAUUGAUGCGUUUUAGCAUGCCAUUAAUUCGACGUGGAAAUCAACAUUCGUUCUUCCAUAAAUCAUUACGAGAUUACUUAAUCGCUUGUGCAUUGUUAGAUUCACUUAAUGAUACGUCAGAAGCAACUCUCUUUAAUAAGAAAUCGAUUAUACCAGAACCUGCAAUUCAAAAUUUUAUUAUAUUUUCUAAAAAUAAUGCAAAUAUUCAAAUUGCUUCCACCAAUGCCAUUACAGUUCUAACACGUGCCAAAAUACAACUUUCAAUAAAUUUAGACAAUAUUCGUAUUCAAGGGGCGGAUUUGAGUGAUGGAGUUUUUAAAAAUUUACAAUUUGUACGAGCAGAUUUAAAUGGUGUCAAUUUUCGAAAUGCAAAUCUUCAAAGUGCAAAUUUCAAAGAUGCAACUCUUCAAGAUGCAAAUCUUCAAAAUGCAAAUCUCCAAUAUGCAAACCUCCAAAAUGAGAACAUUAAAAAUAUAUAUUUCCGAAAUGCCAAUCUCCAAUACGCAAAACUUGAUACUAACGGAACAGUCUUAUUUUCUAACAUAAAUUUAAAGUAUAUUUCUAAUAAACUACUAUCGAAUGACCCGAAAUGCAACCUUUAA